AUACUCUUGCCCUUCCUCUGUGUCAUCGUCUUGUUUUUCCGAUUGCCUGGACUGACUCCGAUUUUAGUUGUGGUUGGGUUGAUGAUUGAAAUCUGAUUUAGGUUUCCCGCAGGCAGGCAUGAAGAGUGAGAGUAGAAGCAUUAAUGGAAACGGAUGGAAGCAGAAGGAGCUCUGCCUUCUCAUCCUAUAUGCGAUUGCUUUCUACGCUUUCAUCAUUCGUCGCUCUCUUCAGCUCUCCAGAGAUCAUUACACCAAGCUCUACGGCUUGCGCAGUGGAUGGCUCUUUCCUCCCCACCCAUUCCCAAAUGAUGUCUCUGAUGCCCAGUGGAAAAACUUCCGUGCAAAUUUACCCAUUCUUACCAUAGUUUUUGCGUUUUUCACUGUUCUAGCCAAUACACUGAGGGCGUGCUUUAGUUUGAAAGUGCGGGGGAUGUCCAUUGUCUGGCUUUUAAUUUCUUUGAUUUACCUAUCUUAUUUGCAUGGAGCUUGGUAAGCUUUUUCUUUAAUUCUAUUCGUUGAAAUUUGAAAAUACUUCUAAUUUGCUUGUUCCUCGUCAAUUUUUAACUCACUUCUUUUUCUCAUUUUGGUAGCAUCAUAUUUAUCCUGUCAAUUGGUUCGGUUAACUUUCUUCUCGUAAAGGUCUGCUCAUCUAACUUUCUAUCAGUCACUGAAACGUGCUGGUGUAACAUCAAUUGUAAUUAUUGCACAUAAAUGAUUCUAAUAUCUGCCAUUUUUUACUAGAUUUGUGUUUCUGCAGAUAUUUGCACGGACAAAGUUCUUCCCAUUUGUAGUUUGGACUUUCAACAUAUUUUUCCUUAUAUGUAAUCGUGUUUAUGAAGGUUAUUCAUUCUCUGCAUUUGGCCAAUGGUGGGGAUAUUUGGAUAACUUUCGAGGAACAUUUAGGUGGCACAUCUGCUUCAAUUUUGUUGUUUUGCGUAUGAUAAGCUUUGGAUAUGAUUACCAUUGGGCACAUCGAGAUUCUCAUUUUGAUAAAGAGAAGCACAUUCAGCGAUGCCAUAUUUGUAAAUCAGGAAAAACUUGUUACCAAGCUCUACAGGUCAGCAGCUAAGAGGGAAACAGUCACACGCUCAGCUUUUCUUUUAUUACAUACCUCAGUUUUCUGGUAUAUGCACCCCUUUACAUUGCUGGGCCAAUAAUAAGUUUCAAGGCAUUUGCCUUACAGUUAGAUUUGCCUCAGAAUCAUUACUCAAUUAGGGAUGUGAGUUGGUAUGGAUUACGUUGGGUAUUCAGUCUGUCUCUUAUGGAACUAAUGACACAUCUGUUUUAUUAUAAUGCCUUUGCCGUCAGUGGCUCAUGGAAAUUGUUGUCUCCUAUGGACAUAUUCAUCAUUGGAUACGGGGUGAUAAACUUCAUGUGGCUAAAAUUUCUCCUUAUUUGGCGCUAUUUUCGGUUUUGGUCACUGCUUUCUGGAAUUGAGGUGCCUGAGAACAUGCCAAAGUGUGUUAAUAACUGCCACAACUUGGAAGACUUUUGGAAAAAUUGGCAUGCUUCCUUCAACAAGUGGAUCGUGAGGUACAUGUAUAUUCCUCUCGGUGGAUCUCGGAGAAAACUACUCAAUGUUUGGGUUGUAUUCACAUUUGUAGCAAUAUGGCAUGACUUAGAAUGGAAACUUCUUUCCUGGGCAUGGCUAACAUGUUUAUUCUUUGUUCCGGAAAUGGUGGUGAAAUCAGCAGCCCAUGCAUUUAAGGCUGAGGGUGCCUUAGGGGAAUUUGUUUUCCGAGAAUUUAGUGCUGUUGCUGGUGCUUUCACAAUAACAUGUCUCAUGGUCGCAAACCUUGUUGGUUAUGUUAUUGGGCCAUCAGGCAUUAAUUGGUUGAUUUCUCGUUUCCUUACCAAAGAAGGACUACCUGUUAUGGGCUUCAUGCUGGUAUCAUUUUAUGUUGGAACAAAGCUUAUGUUCCAUAUCCAAGAUGUCAAGUGAAGGACAUGCUACGGUUUGUUACUCGCAUUUGUUGGUUUUUACCAAAUUCUAUAGUGUCUGAGUUGAGGGCUUCAUCCAAAUAGGAGAUUUUUGGAGACUUACGUAAACUACUAAGCUGCUAGGGGGAAAAUGGCAGCUAAAUUCAAUAUUCUUUUUCCCUGAAACAAAACAAUGUAUAAGAUGUGAUAAUUCUAUUUCAGCUCCUUUUUAUUCUUUUUUGCAAUUUUUUUUCUAUCAUCCUGUAGCUAUUAGGUUGUUAUCACAAUCUCAAUUCUGAGAAGGAGAACCAGAGCCUCUUCAACUCUCCCUGCGUCUUCAUACAAAUCAACCGUGCAUCCAUAAAAAAUGCAAAUGACCACAUCACUUUCAUACCCACUUCAGAUAAUUGUGCCAUCAGAAAUGAAGCUCCUGGCAAUUA
Rubroshorea leprosula is the source of this 2360-nucleotide messenger RNA. The record is from the annotation of a GenBank genome assembly. NCBI's taxonomy places the organism in Eukaryota, Viridiplantae, Streptophyta, Magnoliopsida, Malvales, Dipterocarpaceae.